CUAUCUUUGCACUACCAUCAUGUCCAUUCACGAUAAACUCGGCAUCGACUCUGAGAAGCAUGGAGACUCUGGCAGUGUCAUCGUUCAGGAAGACAUAUCAGAGGUCGACCUCGCUACGUUUCACGAACUACAUGCGGGUAGAUUGGUCAUCGAUCCAGUAGAGGCGAAAAUCGAGUUUGGCGAGGCCUUCGCCUCCAGGCUCAAGCUCUCGCGCGACGGGACCAAGGUCUUGUGGCCCCAGCCGACCGAUUCACCGCGGGACCCCCAGAACUGGAGCGAUGCACGCAAGAGUAUCCACCUUAUCAUCGUCACGCUCGCCGCUAUCGUCCCGGACUUCGACAGUGGCAUAGGAAUCGCGUCCAUUUUUCGACUUGCGGAUCAGUAUGAUACUACCACCGGAGUGAUCAAUAAUUUGACAUCAAAUUGGAGUAUCUUUCUCUUAGGAUGGGGGGGCGUAUUCGCUGUCAUGCUUAUUCGCCGCUAUGGGCGUCUUCCAAUCCUAUUCUGGUCACAGGUCUUCGCACUUGGCUUCCUUGUGGGCUGUACAUUUGCGCCGAAUCUGGCAACUUUUGCUGGCAUGAGAUGUUUGACAGCUUUCUUUGGAACUGCGCCUCAAGUCACGGGACUGUAUAUCGUUACGGACCUAUAUCCUUUUCACCUGCAAGCGCGGAAGCUCAACUUUUGGACAAUGGGGUUCAUCGUUUCCCCAUUCGUCUCUCCGUUCGCCUUUGGUUUCCUUGUCGCCCGACAAAACUGGAGGUGGGCUUAUGGAAUCGGUUGCAUCUACAGCGCUGUCGUAUGUGUAUUAAUCGCACUUUUCAUGGACGAAACAAUAUACGACCGAACCGUGAAACCUAUCCCGGAACCGUCCACCACAGGUCUUCGCUACAAGAUUGAAACCCUAAUCGGCGUCACCGGAAUUAAGAUGGCCAAGUACCGCAUUUCUUGGGAGGACUCGAUUCUCUCGCCCAUCAAAGUUAUAUGGCGGCCCCACCUUUUGGGGGUUCUGCUCUUCGAGGGUAUCCUCUUCGGCUUUGGUAUUGGUAUCAACGUCACCAAUGCCGUGUUCUUGGGAAGCUCUCCUCCAACCGGGUUCGGAUGGAGCCAGGACGCCAUCGCUGCAGCAUAUUGUACUCCAAUUGUGUCCGUACUUUUGGGUGAACUAAUUGGACGAUAUACCAAUGAUUGGAUCAUGAACAUAAGUGUUAAGCGCAAUCAUGGUGUUUUCGAGGCUGAGAGCCGACUUUGGGCUUGCUAUAUUGCUCUGCCUUUGUACGUAUGCGGAUUUGUCACCCUAGGCGCAUCGUUUCAGAACCACCUGAGUACUGCUGGUAUCGUCAUGGGCUGGGGCAUCGCAGAGCUGGCUAUCAUGAUCAACACCGUCGCAAUAUACGCAUAUUGCAAUGACUGCUUCCCGAAACACCAAGGCGAAAUAAGCGCCCUGAUAAAUCUGGUACGAGUCUUAGGAGGCUUUGCGGUCGCCUAUUUCCAACUUCCUUGGGCGGAAAAACACGGUGCUCUUCAAACGUUUGGUUGCGAAGCUGCAAUCGUAGCGGGCCUUUUUGUGCUCAUUAUACCUGCCCUGCAGCUCUAUGGUCGGAGUUUACGAGAACGGUUCUCAGUGGCCUGAUUUUGUCGCUAUGUACUUGUUGGAUUGGUGUCUGAUGUCGCACCCUGUAGAUUAUAAUGUGCAUGGUCUCGAAUAUGAAUAUACUUUGGUUCAGUGCUACUUCAUUGGACACUGGGACCAACCUUGACUACCC
Messenger RNA from Guyanagaster necrorhizus, 1763 nucleotides. RefSeq names its product MFS general substrate transporter. The coding region runs from base 20 to 1630 and encodes 536 amino acids. Lineage: Eukaryota; Fungi; Basidiomycota; Agaricomycetes; Agaricales; Physalacriaceae. Gene Ontology annotation, molecular function: transmembrane transporter activity. Gene Ontology annotation, cellular component: plasma membrane. The record is from RefSeq and is a predicted model, not a curated record. The transcript is spliced from 18 exons. Gene Ontology annotation, biological process: transmembrane transport.